Rhizopus microsporus ATCC 52813 is the source of this 1328-nucleotide messenger RNA. RefSeq lists its product as uncharacterized. Lineage: Eukaryota; Fungi; Mucoromycota; Mucoromycetes; Mucorales; Rhizopodaceae. The coding region runs from base 38 to 1159 and encodes 373 amino acids. Gene Ontology annotation, molecular function: protein binding. Gene Ontology annotation, cellular component: nucleus. The transcript has 3 exons. The record is from RefSeq and is a predicted model, not a curated record. Gene Ontology annotation, biological process: positive regulation of SREBP signaling pathway; translational termination; positive regulation of cellular response to hypoxia.
AAUUUUUUUCUCUCUUUCUUUAUUAGAUUCAUAGAUCAUGACAGCUGAAAAGAAGAGACCCAGAGGCUUGAAAGGUAGCGCAUUAGCUAAAUCCAAAAAGCCAAAGAACAACAAUGACUCAACUACUCAACCAACCGAGAUCCCCGAGAAUGCUCAAACUGUUGUUAUCGACAAAGAGGUGGAAGAAGGUGAUGAGCUUGGAGAGACAGCCGCUCUUUUGGAAAGCGCUUUAGAAAAACUCGAGUCUGACUCUUCUGAAGCUUUACCUUUACUUCGCGGAACGAUUCAUGAAUCCGAUCGUAUUCUUCGUAACUGGGACUCUGAAAAUCCUCUGCCUGCCAGUUUUUAUUACAAUUAUGGCGUUGCUCUAUAUGAAUUGGGCCGUUUGAUAGAAGAUGAGGAUUUUGAACCUUAUUUGGAUGCUGCAGAGGAAAGAUUAAAUGACAGUUUAGAGCACUUGGAAAAAGAAGACACUGCUGAACUAGUCAGCAAGGUCAAUGUGGCUCUUGCAAAGGUCUGGUUUGCUAAGGCUUCCAGCCAAAUGUCAGAUGAUAAUGUUCCUGAAUUGGCUAUACGCGCUCUGUCCACUGUGGAUAAAGCGAUCAGUGAAUCCAAACUAUCUUCCAAGGUGAUCAUUGAACUUGCUGAUAUUGCUCAAAAUCACGGUUCCUUAUACACAACUCUUGAAUCUCGUGACAAGUUCAUAACAUGGGCCGAGAAAACGCUUGAACAGAUUUUGAGAGAUGAACCUACCAAUACCCAGGCGUUGUCUGUGCUUGGCUUAUGUAAGUUACAAGUUGCCCAUUACUGGUUGGAUAACGUUGAGGAAGAUGAAGAUGAAGAGGAGGAAAAGACUGAAUUGAGCAAAGAAGAAAAAAAUGCUUAUGAAGCUAUUCUGGAAAGUAAAAAGCACCUUGAAACAGCACAUACAGAGCUUGUGAAGUCAGAUAAACUCACCCCACAGAUACUUACUGAUUUGGCCGAAGUCUAUGUAAAUGAAGGAAAUUUGGUCUUGAAUGAAGAAGAACAGAACCAAAUUUAUGAACGAGCUGUCAAGUUGAUUAAGGAAGCACAAUCCUUGAUAGACGAAAAGAAGCUCGAUUAUGCCUUACCAGAAGGCUUGGCAGCAUUCUUGGCAGAAUAUGAAGAGGAAAAAUAGGGUGGUUAUCAAAAGUAUUCUUUAUUGGUAUAUGUAAGAAGUUGUAAUAAAAGUUACUAAUUGAUAUGUGCUCAAGGUUAAAUUUAUGUUAUUCGUUGUUAUUAUUUUGGCAGUGGGACAUUUCAAAGAGACACUGAAUAUGGAAUAAGCGGCGCAUAACUUAUCAAUG